AUGCUCGCUGUCCGCAGACUCCCUCGUCUCUGCUCCAGGCUCCCGACACUGCGUACAAAUGCGACGCUUCAAUCAGCAUCUACCGCAUCUGAUGCGGUAGCAUCGCCGCCACCACCUUCGCCGCAGGUCACGGUCGCGUCAACGGCAGCACUGGCAUCCAGCCAGCAGUCGGCCGGCUUUAAUGCGACGGAUGGUGCACAGCCCAAGGGUAAGGAGCCCCAGAGCGACCAGCCCGCGCGCAAGACACGCAAGCCCGUAAAUCCCAAGGAAUGGAACCGACCUCUAGUCAAGGGCGCUCUGCCUGCGUACGACUUUGCCCUGCAGUAUAUCAGAGAAGACUCGCAGAUGCUGAAAGAGGAGCUGAAGGAGGCAAAGGCAGCCUUGAAGGCCGAGUGCUCAAAAGCAGAAGAGGAGAGAGAUGAAGUGAAGUUGCAGGAGCUGCAGGAGAAGGUCGACAUUCUGGAGAUUCAGAGCGAAAUUAACCUGCCUGGCGUGAGAUGGAAGGCGUACAAUGGACUGGCGGACAUGAAGAAGCCUAUUUACAGGCAUCUCGUCGAGCAAAGAUGGAGAGAGGACGGACCUCUAGAUUUACUGAUGGAGCGUAUCCACCAAAUGAAUGUCGUUCCCGACCUCCUCCCGUCCUUGCACCCUUCGCUGGAUCUCCGCAUCAACUUCCCGGAAGGACCACCGAAAAGCGUCUACCGCCGCUCCCGUAUGAAGCGUCGUUAUACACAUGUUGAGCCAGGUGUGUUCUUGCUGCCCGAACAGACGUGGAGACAACCACGGUUGUACACGACUGUGUUCCACACCGAGCCUCGUCUGUAUACUCUGCUUAUGGUAGAUCUGGAUGUACCGGACCCGGAGAACGAGUCCUUCACCACCUACCUGCACUGGAUGCAGCCUAACCUCUCCCUCUCCGCCUUCUCCCCGUCCCCCAUCCCCCUCUCGACCACACACACGCGCUAUGUCCCCCCGCACCCGCAGCGCGGCACGCCGUACCACCGUUACGUCGUCCUGCUCCUCCCGCAGGCGUCGCCCAGCGAGCGCAUCCACGUGCCCGUCCCAUCGGACGCGCGCCGGCUCGGCUUCGAUCUCCGCACGUUCGCCGCGCAAUACGGGCUCGACGCCAGCGCCGGCGGCGGCGCGCACAUGUGGCGUGAGGUGUGGGACGAGACCGUCUCGAGGAUUCACUCGGACGUCCUGAAAACCGAGGAGCCACGCUACGGUCGCCCUCCGAAGGAGGAUCCUUACGCCGAGCUCAAGAGCUCGAAAAGGUAUAUUUAGCGUAUUGGCAGAUGCUGUCCUCGGUAGACUGCAUGUGUUCCCCUAUAAUGCCACAUUUGUCAUACUUUGGGUGAAUCCCCCAUA
This is a messenger RNA of Postia placenta MAD-698-R-SB12, 1368 nucleotides long. RefSeq lists its product as hypothetical. The coding region runs from base 1 to 1284 and encodes 427 amino acids. NCBI's taxonomy places the organism in Eukaryota, Fungi, Basidiomycota, Agaricomycetes, Polyporales, Adustoporiaceae. The record is from RefSeq and is a predicted model, not a curated record. The transcript has 7 exons.